AUGUCUUCCCAGAUCUGGCACAUCACCACGCUGCCCGGCGGACAACUCUCGGUCGACGUGUCACUGUACAAGACCUACAACGACAUCAGGCGGACGCUGACCAGGGAGGUCGGCGGCUCGGGAGCCUUGUGGAACUUCGCCUUCUCCGGCAGCUACUCUUACAAGAAGAUGCAGAACACCAUCACCAACACGUCCCGGUACAUUUGCGACUCGGCGUCGUUCGAAUCGGCGACGCGAGCGGACGUCAACCCUGGCUGGGGAAUGGACAUGGACCCCUUCGCUCAAAAGUUUGUUGACCUCAAGCUGAACGGAAGCUUUGAGGCGAACCCUGGCCCGUACAACAAGUUCAUCAAAGAAUUCGGGACGCACUACUUCGCGUCUGCCAAUUUCGGGGGCUACAUCCGGUCAGUUCUCGAAACGUCAACGAAAUAUUUCUACACCAAGAGUGAUAGCGACGCGCAGGCCAAUGCAAAAAUUUCAUUUCUAAACAUCCUGUCCAUUAGCGGGGGUCAGUCCACGUCUAGCGGAAAAUCGGACGAGAAUUUUCUUAAUUCGACAACGCAGACGGUAAGAUAUUACGGCGGCGACACCAACCUGCUGACCAACCAGGGGCUGAGCUCGUGGCAACCCACCGUUGAGAUCGACCCGUGGUUGUUCUCUGGACAUCUCAAGCCGAUCAGCGACCUUAUCGCGGACGACACCAAGAGGGAGGCCAUGGUGCAAGCUGUCGAAAACUACGUCAUGCGGAGUUUCUUGGAUGAGCAGGAGAGGCUGAUCCACACGGCCAGAUCCAAGGUGGAUGACGAGGUGCUGACGUCACUUAAAGCCAGGAUCGAUGAGAUGAAGAGGAAAUCUCUCCUUGACGAGACCGAGGUGGAAACCCUGGGCAGUGAGGUUGAAGAGCAGUUCCAAGUCCCCGGCUGGUUUGUGUCCAACACCAACUUCUGCUUCAAGUGGUGGGCGGACGGGAACGAAAAACAGUGCGGUGGCGGUGUCGCCAACACGCUGUGCGCCAAGCCCAACACCAUGACGGACGUCUACCGGGACACGACGGACACAAGGGGCGGGGGGUGCCGCAUGCAGUGGGGGAUCCACUCCAUGGGCUACCCG
Messenger RNA from Lymnaea stagnalis (great pond snail), 1110 nucleotides. NCBI's taxonomy places the organism in Eukaryota, Metazoa, Mollusca, Gastropoda, Lymnaeidae. The record is from the annotation of a GenBank genome assembly.